Molecule: messenger RNA, 1191 nt
Organism: Paramecium tetraurelia
Lineage: Eukaryota; Ciliophora; Oligohymenophorea; Peniculida; Parameciidae
Exons: 6
Biological process (GO): potassium ion transmembrane transport
Cellular component (GO): membrane; voltage-gated potassium channel complex
Molecular function (GO): voltage-gated potassium channel activity
Source: RefSeq, a predicted model, not a curated record
AUGAAUUAGCCCUCGGAUGAUUAAUCAUAUAAAACUAUUAAAUCUGCAAAGUCAUAAGCUUAGAUAGGACAAACAGUUUCUGGGGAGUAUUCAUCGGAGAGAAAGAAGUAAAUAUAAUAAAAAAUUUACUUAAUUUUGAAUGAUUACGAAUGCAAUAAGCUAGCGUUUUUCUUAUCAAUUUUAUCGAUCUUCAUAAUCUCACUUGAUAUUAUUUUACUAAUUUUAGAGACUGAAAAGGAAUUAGGAAUAAUGGACAUUUGGGUAACUGCUAAUUCAGGAGUGAGUGGUUACUUUUUAGUGGAAUAUGUUUUUAGAGUCGCCUCUUCUAAUGCUUUUGAUGAAACUUUGGCUGAAUUUUUUAAGAGUAAAUUAGUAACUAAUUAAGAACCUUUUAAUUUAGUGGAUAUACUUGCAUUGGUAUAUUCUAUAAUUGAACAAAUCUUGUAUAUUGUUGAUGUGUGGGUUGAUCCUAGAAUAAAGGUAUUGAGAAUGCUCAUUGUUCUUCGUCUGAUCAGAAUAUUUAAGUUUUCAACUUUCUCCUUGGGAGUCAAGAUAUUAAUAAGAGGAUUAUCAGAAAGCAUGCAAGCACUCUCAUUACUCCUAUUUUUCACAAUGAUAUGUGUGAUAUUGAUAUCUAGUUUUAUGUACUUCGCAGAAAAAGAGUUUGUGGAUGAUAGUCAAAUUUAAAAUAUCCCUUAAGCAAUCUGGUGGGCAAUCAUAACAAUAACAACUGUUGGAUACGGAGACUACGUUCCUAAAUCCUUACUUGGAAAAUUCAUUGGAGUCUUGAGUCUAAUUUUUGGAGUAUUAUUACUUUCACUUCCUGUAGCCAUUAUUGGAAAUAAAUUCUAAGAGAUUUAUUUGUAAAACAAGAAGGAAGAAACCAAAAGAGCAAGAAAGAAUGCAAAGACUCAUUACAAUUCAAUUUAGAAUCAAAAUGAAAAAGAAAUAUACAGAAUCAUAUUAAAACUAAAUGAGUUGGAAUAAGUGAAUGAAAGAAUAGAGCAAUGUUUGAAGGAUAAUCAAUUUCUAUAUAGAAGUAUAUCUAGAGAUGCUUAGAGCAUGAUAGAUAAGAUUGAAAUCAAUAGAGAAAAUGGUAAGAGCAAGAGUAAACAGAAGGAAAGAUUGAGUACCCAAGAAAGAAUAAUAAAGAUUAGAGAAGAAAUUCUAAAUAGUAGAAAAAAUAAAUGA